Messenger RNA from Lutzomyia longipalpis, 1857 nucleotides. RefSeq names its product dynein regulatory complex protein 9. Gene Ontology annotation, molecular function: protein binding. Gene Ontology annotation, cellular component: motile cilium; cytoplasm. Gene Ontology annotation, biological process: cilium organization. The record is from RefSeq and is a predicted model, not a curated record. Lineage: Eukaryota; Metazoa; Arthropoda; Insecta; Diptera; Psychodidae. The coding region runs from base 831 to 1832 and encodes 333 amino acids. The transcript is spliced from 2 exons.
GAGAAAAAGAAUCCUUAUUGAUGGAGGUUCUGCGAAUAUUUUCAAAUUUUGAAGUAGUUUCACUUUCGUGCAUUAUUGGAAGCUCCUUGGAGUUAUUUCCUCGAAAUUCUUUCAAUCGGAAGUACUUGGAAUCUUUGUACAAAAUUAUUCGUUUGACUGCUGUGAGGUAUGAGGAAGCAAACAAUUGCAUCCUUGACAGGGAGAAGAUAGAGACACUUGUGCAAGAUUUAUCGAAAUCCAUUAAUAAACUCUAUGAUAAAAAGGAAGAUCAGACAAAGGUAUCCUGCCGAGAGGAGGAAAAUCAGCUGAAUGAACAUCUUGAAUCAGUUUAUGAGGAAAUAGACAGAGAAGUUGUAUGCUCACGGAAUAUCCGGAAGUUCUACAAAAGUAAAUGCCAGGAAUUGCGUGAAGAAUUGACGAGAUUGAAGGAACGUCAUGAAUGGGCGACUGAACUUUUGAGAAAAUACUCCAGUUUUGAAAAUUCCGUUUCUGGUUUGCGAGAAGAAUCCAAUCAAUUCUUAGAACUCAUUUCCGAUUCUCAUGAAUGCAAUCUCAAUCUUCAAGAUGAAAUUGAUGAACUGAGGAAACAAGAAAUGCCAAUUGAAUCAUCUGCAAAAUCUCGGAUUGCUCAUUACCUAAAUUUCCUUGCAAGGAAGAAAAACAAGAUUUCAAUAGAAAAAGCCAAAAAGGCUCUCACGAAUACGAAAAGCAUUAAAACAAAAAAGGGAAAGAAAAAGGCAAAAGGGAAAAUGCGCAAGAAGGGGAAGAAAGUACCAAGGAAACUAAAUAAACAACCUACAGGGAAACGGAAAUUGUAGAUUUUUAAAGAAAUGGAUUCUUUCGUAAAAGCAGGAAUAAGUGUUGUGCUUCAGAAUGCAAUUGAUUCCCUCUUGAUUAUCAACAAAGGACGAAAAAGCCUCAAGAAAGUGGUACCAAAACUCCCAAUUCAGGAGCGCUUCCGGGAUAAGAUUCAGAGCGGCGGGAAACAAUCUUCCUCCAAGUUGCAUGAUUCUCUACAUUCUGUGGGGAAGGGGAUGAUAUUUGUAAAACUCGAGGAGGACAUAGACUUCCUGAGAUACGCUCUCGAAGAAUCCUUGGUCAGUGGAUUUCCACAGCUGAAAGCAAUAAUAGACAUGGUUCAUGAGGAAGGAAGGGAGGAAUACCGAAUGAUUGAGCAAUACAAUAAGAACAAGAAACUCUCGCUCCUCUUGGAAAAGAAACUCAAAAAAGACUCAGAUGAUUGUCGGAAGCGUCUGAAGGAUUGCGAUGAGAAGCUAAUUGAUUUGCAGAAUCAGCUGAAGGAUUGCGAAUUGGAGAAUGCCAUGAGAUGUCGUUUGGUGCUGAAAUGGGAAGCAACUCGGCAUGAACAGUCCCAAACACUGUAUGAGCGGGAACGGGAUUCACUCCUGCAAGAACUUCAGGAUCUUCAACUAAAGACGGAUCAUGAGGAGAGAAUAAUGAGCGAAAUGGACGCUUUCAGUCGUCAUCAGACGGAUAAACUUGAGGAAAUGACGCAGUAUUGGAUUGAAAGGUACAACCGGGAACUCGUGGAGCUAGAUGAGAAGCUGCGGAUGGCAAAAAUUCAAAUUGAGACCCUUCAGAUGUGCAUCAGAGACAUGCAGGCAGAUUUCAAUUCACGCCAAGAGGAGAUUGAUGAAUAUUUAGAGCAAAAGCGUCGUGAGGAUGAAGCAAGGCGAUUGGAGCAGAAAAAGUGGGAUAGUGCCGUAAAGAUUCAAGCGUGGUGGCGAGGUACUAUGGUGAGGAAUUGUUUGGGUCCAUAUAGGAAGAAAAAGAAGGGCAAGAAGGGAAAGGCAGCAAAGAAAAAGAAAUAAAUUUCUCUUUCACUUUCAGAAGAGC